AUGAUGCUUGCAAAGGAACAAUCCAAUGUUUUGGACCAUGUGGCUGAGAAUGAAGCAUGGGUAUAUACAAAGGACAAGUGCAAAGGACAAGUCAUAGUUGUUGAACCAGUACAAGUGGGAGUAGUGACGCUUCCUCUGUUUGACCGGGAUGUUAGAAGUAUUCUAAACAUUUCUGCAUCAGAUUUGAUAGAAAAGUAUGAAAAGGACAUUGGAACUGAGUCUGUUAAUGUCGUGGUCUCAGAUUUCAACUCUCAUGAUACAAUUGGUUUUAAGGAUUUUGCUUCCUUCGUUGCUGAUUAUACUCCUAUCUUUACUUUUCCGAAGAGCGUUUCAAUGAGUCCAUCAACCAACCAUGACACCACUGGCCUCCUUUCACCACCUAGCAAUGAAAAAUGUAAACUUGUAGAUGUUUACAAUCUUGAUGAUACUGAUUGUGAGUCAUCAACAAAACCUUCAACAAAAUCCAUUGGAGUCAAGGAAAGUGUUUUGUCCACACAACUAUUGAUUCCUAAAGUCGAGAAGUGA
This is a messenger RNA of Lactuca virosa, 525 nucleotides long. Lineage: Eukaryota; Viridiplantae; Streptophyta; Magnoliopsida; Asterales; Asteraceae. The record is from the annotation of a GenBank genome assembly.